Messenger RNA from Microthlaspi erraticum, 672 nucleotides. The record is from the annotation of a GenBank genome assembly. Lineage: Eukaryota; Viridiplantae; Streptophyta; Magnoliopsida; Brassicales; Brassicaceae.
AUGGCGACGUCGAUGAUACAGAGGCUGUUUACGCAAGGCACGAAGAUCGUCUGCGUCGGCCGGAACUACGCCGCUCACGCCAAAGAGCUUGGCAACGCCGUUCCCAAGGAACCGGUGAUAUUCUUGAAGCCGACGUCUUCGUAUUUGGAAAACGGAGGAACAAUAGAGAUCCCACACCCUCUGGAUUCACUUCACCAUGAAGUAGAACUCGCUGUUGUGAUCGGGCAGAAAGCUAGAGAUGUACCUGAAUCAGUAGCCAUGGAGUACAUUGGAGGAUAUGCGGUUGCUCUUGAUAUGACUGCCAGGGACCUCCAAGCUUCUGCUAAGGCAUCUGGUCUCCCGUGGACGCUUGCUAAAGGGCAAGAUACUUUCACGCCAAUCAGCUCUGUUCUGCCAACGGCCAUGGUUCAUGAUCCAGAUAAUCUAGAACUUUGGCUAAAGGUUGAUGGUGAAACAAGACAAAAGGGUUUGACAAAAGAUAUGAUCUUCAAGGUCCCAUACCUCAUCAGCUACAUAAGCUCUAUUAUGACUCUUUUAGAAGGAGAUGUCAUCUUGACUGGUACACCAGAAGGAGUUGGACCUGUAAAGAUAGGUCAGAAGAUAACCGCAGGAAUCACUGGCUUGUCAGAAGUUCAAUUCGAUGUGGAGAGGCGUGUAAAGCCCUUGAGCUAA